UCUUAAUAGUGAAGAGACCCGUGAUGUCUUUUUUCUGAGUGCCAAAUGCGAAGCGGUGGGCGGCAGGGGCUCUUGGGAAGCACACGAUCCGCUCGUGGCAGAUUUUCGACUCUCCAUUGACCCGGUUGCAAUUCUUGAGCGGGACACCCAACAAGAGGAAAUUGUGAAUGAAGUUCAACAGUCUCAUUCCUCGGAGAAAUUUCUUGAUGAGCGGGUUGCCUUAGAUCCCCUGAGCCAAAGAAGUCUCAAGAUUGCAAAACGCUGGCUUGACACUUGCGUGAAAACGCAUGGCGAAAGCUGCGGAAAUAUGGCUGGGGACAGUAUGCCCACACGUGUAUUGGACAUCGCCCCCGAUGACGCUCCUGAUGGCGAGAAAAUAUAUCUGAGGGUCUCUCGGGAUACAAAGCCAGAAGAUCGGCGCUAUGUCGCUCUCAGUCAUUGUUGGGGCAAGUCAGACACUCCUUUCAUCACUACGAUGUCCAAUAUUCAGCACCGGAUGGAUGGAAUCGACAUCGAAGAGAUGCCUCAGACUUUUCGAGAUGCUGUCACAGUUGUGAGGAGUCUAGGGUUGAGAUAUCUUUGGAUCGACAGCCUCUGCAUCAUUCAACAAGACUUGGAAGAUUGGCAGAUCGAAUCAGCGAAAAUGGCAAACGUCUAUCGCGAUGCGUACCUCGUUCUAGGGGCUGCAGCUGGUUUGUCUGAUGCUGCAGGCUUCCUUGGCGCUAGAACCUUUCAGGAUACCAUCAAGUUACAGACCAACCCUUCAACAUCGCUCUAUCUCCAGCUUCAUCCUCCUAAAAGCCGUCGCUGGACAUUCGACGACAGACACGCACCCGACCUGCUUGCGGCUGAGCCGUUGACAGGGCGAGCCUGGUGUUUACAGGAAAGAUACCUGCCGAAGCGCGCCUUGCAAUACGGCUCACAGCAGAUGUUCUGGGAAUGCGAACGAAUCAGAGCCAGUGAGGAUGGAGAUACCGUCACCCAAAACGGCGACUACUUGAAGUCUCUGUCAGACACGGGCGCAGCCAAGGAGUCUGUUUUCCACAGGGAGAAUCGCAAACCCUAUUCGGAAAACGUAAGCGUCAAAUGGGUUGACUGGUAUCAAAUGCUAGAGGACUAUACGUCUCGAGGAAUCACCGCUUCCACAGACAAGCUGCCGGCAGUUUCAGGACUAGCAAGUGCCAUUGCAAAGGCUAAUGGUGCCGAAGGUUACAUGGCGGGUAUAUGGCGAACAGGGUUGCUCGAGGGACUGGUAUGGUGCCGUAAAACACCGGAACAGAUGUUUGACAAAUCAGACGAGUAUGUUGCUCCCUCGUGGUCAUGGGCAUCUGUCCAGGGCGCAGUACAGUUCCCCAUCUACAACUGGCAUAUCCCUCGGGCGCCUUGGAAGGCGCGCAUGGCGGACUUCGAGGCCUUGGCACAAUAUGUUAGUCACACUGCCGAACUAAAGGACAAGGACUUGUACGGGCGACUUGAAAAGGCAAGUCUUCGUAUCAAGGCCCCUCUGGUCAAGGUCGUGUCCAUACACCCACGACCGUCAGAGCUACCAAGCGUUAAGCACAUUUUCGGACAGGGCCCAAAUCAAUCCCUCGUGGCAGACAAAGUUGUCGAACUACAAUCAUCGCAAAGAGAGCGGUUUUGGGUUGACGGUGGCUUUGACUUUCCCGUGGGGGAGAAUCAUCUUGACCUGGCUGUCGUUUUCCUCACUCGGCUACCCCAUAUUCUCAAGGAUGGCUUCGUGGAACAUCGUUUCGGGCUCCUGGUUCAGAAACUUGACGACGGCGACUACCGACGAGUUGGCUUUGUCGAUGGAUCUAUUCUUGAGACGCGCCACGCUGCGACUUUGAGGCAUAUGCCAAAGCUUUUGAAGCAAGGUCUGUCAUGGCUCGAAGGAAUGGCAACAAAACAAAGAGACCCUGGGACUCCGGAUCAACUGGAAAUUCUUGGAUACGCUCGAGAGCCAGUAGGGGAAAAUGACAUGUAUGAAGUAGAGCCACCUAACCAACUGGCCUCAAACCCGCUCGACCUAGAAGAGGUCGAGUUGACUCUAGUAUGAUGGAUUUUCUACGACCUUGUUCGAGGAUCAAUGUAACUUGUCUAAAUUAUACACAAAGCUGCCUCUGAGGAGCGGAGAGAAGACCAUUAGUUAUUGCGGUAAUUGUGAG
Ilyonectria robusta is the source of this 2165-nucleotide messenger RNA. Its product is annotated as heterokaryon incompatibility protein-domain-containing protein. Lineage: Eukaryota; Fungi; Ascomycota; Sordariomycetes; Hypocreales; Nectriaceae. The coding region runs from base 308 to 2056 and encodes 582 amino acids. The record is from RefSeq and is a predicted model, not a curated record. The transcript has a single exon.